AUGCAUAUCUACAUCCAGUUCCAGAGCAACAUUGUUUUCGGUUGGCCAUUUUAUAGGAUACCCGAUGGCAAUUUGCGUGCUGCUUUCUUGACUUAUCAUUCGCUUGGCCAUUUUAUUCAUGGAAACCAGACACUAAAACCCCGAAGUGUGGAU
Nicotiana tabacum (common tobacco) is the source of this 153-nucleotide messenger RNA. Lineage: Eukaryota; Viridiplantae; Streptophyta; Magnoliopsida; Solanales; Solanaceae. The record is from RefSeq and is a predicted model, not a curated record.